GCUCAGCGUGCCGAAAGAUGCGUAGAACAGGCGGAAAGCCUGUUCCAGCAGGUCGAGGCUGAGGUGACAAAACAGGCGGAGGUCAACCAGAAGGCGGCUCGAGAGAUUGUCCAACUGAGACGCUGGCUGACGGUCUGGGAGCAGUCGAUGGCGGCUCUGGAGGAGCAGGCCCGCACGGCCCGGGCCGUCAGUCUUGUCGAGCUGCAGAGCCUGGAGGAGAACAGCGACGGUGACGAGAGUGUCUUUUUCGAAGAGGAGGCCGGUGGGCUCGGGGAGUACGACGAGGUGGAGGCGUUGGCGGAGGAGGUCGAGGCGGAGGUUGUCAUUGGACACGGCGAGCCUCGUCCCCCUCGGGACUCGAGCCAGGCCCCUGGCCAACAGUGCCACGAGGCGGUCGAACUGGUACGUCGUGGCCGGCAAAUGGCCGUCGAUCUGGACGCCAAACAGGCGCUGCUGGGCCAACCGUUCUCGGGCGAGCCGGGCCGACAAGUGGCCGAGGUGGCGGAGGCUGGGCGCCGCGACGAGUCAGUCGGACUCUCGGGGGCCGGUCAACUCGACCGAGUCCAGUUGGGCCGCGCAUUCGAGCGCGCUCGGACGCGUGUCCAGCAGUUUCUCGCC
This is a messenger RNA of Protopolystoma xenopodis, 618 nucleotides long. The record is from the annotation of a GenBank genome assembly. Lineage: Eukaryota; Metazoa; Platyhelminthes; Monogenea; Polystomatidea; Polystomatidae.